Paramacrobiotus metropolitanus is the source of this 999-nucleotide messenger RNA. RefSeq lists its product as uncharacterized. Lineage: Eukaryota; Metazoa; Tardigrada; Eutardigrada; Parachela; Macrobiotidae. The transcript has 3 exons. Gene Ontology annotation, molecular function: chitin binding. Gene Ontology annotation, cellular component: extracellular region. The coding region runs from base 118 to 825 and encodes 235 amino acids. The record is from RefSeq and is a predicted model, not a curated record.
CAUCACCAACAGCAUCAGUUUCGUCUUCUAGCUCCUGCUCUUCUCUACCGUUUCUCGCUGCUAAGCCGCUGUAUCCACGUUUAGUGCGAGAAAUCCGGUAAUCUGUGCAAAUCCACCAUGGCCGUUAUUUCGCUGUUACUGGUGUCCUGCCUGGCAUCCGCUGCUCUGGCUGCUGCCGUUCCCGCCACUUCGGGAACCUCGGAAGUACAGGCUGCCGCUGCCAAUGCUCAAACCACCGUCGAACAGCCGGUUGCUGCUGAGAGCGCGUACGGGUACAACAGCUACAACAAGUACAACUCCUACGGCAGCUCCGGCUAUGCUCCUCGCAGCUACGAUUCCGGCUACAGCAACUACGAAUCCUAUGGCACACCCUACGUGACACAGAGCUGCUACGGUCAAUACCCGGGAGUGACCGGAAAUGCCAAUUACGAUUGCAAAUCAUACUCCGUCUGCCAGGCUGAUGGCCGUCUGGACAUCCUCUACUGCCCACCGUACACCCGCUUCAACAACUACCUGGGAGUCUGUGAUUGGCAUUUCAAAGUCGACAGCUACUGCAACCCCAUCUACAAGGAGGAAUACAACUACAACUCGUACGACAACAAACAAUCCUACGGUUAUGACUCUUACAAGGCGCCCAGCUACGGAUCGAGCUACAACAGUUACGAUAACAAAUACAACAGCUACGACAACAAGCACAGCAGCAACUAUGACAGCUACGGUCAUGGUUAUGAGCACAAGAGCAACUAUGGCGGCAGCUAUGGAUCUGGCUAUGAUUCCUACGCUCCCAGCUAUGGACACCGAUCGUCCUACUCCAAGAAGUACUAAUUUAAUCCGACAGGUUUUAUACGGCUCCUGUAUCAUAGCUCGGUGAUGCUUUUUUGUACUUCAAGUUUUUAUAUUACACGAAUUUAUUGUGAACGCGCUGGAAACGGCUAAGCGUAAAAAGCAAAAGAAAAAAUCCGAAUUGCACUGUGAUCGAAUAAAGCGAACAUUACUGUA